Messenger RNA from Triticum aestivum (bread wheat), 478 nucleotides. Its product is annotated as E3 ubiquitin-protein ligase UPL6. Gene Ontology annotation, molecular function: ubiquitin protein ligase activity. The coding region runs from base 59 to 478 and encodes 139 amino acids. The record is from RefSeq and is a predicted model, not a curated record. The transcript is spliced from 6 exons. NCBI's taxonomy places the organism in Eukaryota, Viridiplantae, Streptophyta, Magnoliopsida, Poales, Poaceae. Gene Ontology annotation, biological process: ubiquitin-dependent protein catabolic process; protein polyubiquitination.
GGACAACUUCUCCCGAGCGAGACCUGGCGACGACUCCGCGGCGGCGGCGCAGGCAUCGAUGCCCUUCUCCGGCGACCUGACAGAGCGCAACCGCCAGUUGCUGCUAGAGCAACAGAAUUCCUCCGCCAUAAAGAUCCAGAGAUGCUUUAGAGGGAAGAAGGCUAUACAAUCAAAACAUUCUGAAGCUCGAGAAAACUUCUGCUCUACUUUUGAAGGUUUCUUCCAGAAUUUAGAUAGGAAAAGCUAUGUUGCUUCGGAUUUUUUGGGUCAAUUCCUGUUAUUUUUUGAUGCAAAGGAGGACAAAGAUAUUGAUAUACUAUGUCAAGUCUGUGACCUGCUUCUACAAUAUGCCAAACGUGAUGGAGAUGUUGCAAGUCUCUUUGCUGGUGCAGAUUACUCAGUGGAACAUGUUGUAGUUCACAACGUAAAAAAGCUUGCACUCAUCUGUGUGCGUGCUGUUCAUCAAAAAAGUAUGUAA